AUGAGACUGAUACUUCCUAACCCAGGACUGGAAGACCGGAUCCCUUCCUACGAUGAUCUGGAGCGGAUGGACAAAGAGGAGGCCGAAGAUAGGCCAAAGUGGGACAACAAAGCGCAGUACAUCCUGACCUGUGUGGGCUUUUGUAUUGGGAUUGGAAAUGUGUGGAGAUUCCCUUACUUGUGUCAAACUCAUGGAGGAGGUGCCUUUUUGAUUCCCUAUCUAAUCCUGCUGGUUCUGGAAGGAAUGCCCCUCCUGCUGCUGGAAUUUGGUAUUGGGCAGCGUCUCAGGAAAGGCAGUGUGGGAGUUUGGUCGGCAAUCAACCCUUAUCUGACCGGUAUCGGUAUAGCCUCUAUGCUGGUGUCCCUAUUGAUCGGACUGUACUACAACACCAUCAUAGCUUGGGUCAUGUGGUAUCUUUUCAAUUCCUUUCAAUACCCUCUGCCUUGGACCCAGUGUCCUCUCAAUGAUAACAAGACAGGCUAUAUAUCAGAGUGUCAAAGGAGUACAACUGUGGAUUACUAUUUUUACCGAGAGACUCUGAAUAGUUCAGCCUCCAUAACUGAAUCUGGAGGACUCCACUGGCCUAUAGUAGUUUGUCUGUUGGCUGCCUGGACAGUCAUCGGUAUCUGCUACAUAAGAGGAAUCAGCACUUCAGGCAAGGCAGUGUACGUCACAGCCAUCCUGCCUUACGUAGUGCUGGCCAUUUUCCUCAUCCGAGGACUGACUCUUAAAGGUUCUCUCAGUGGACUCAAGUUCCUCUUCGUACCAGAUGUGAACGAGUUGAUGAAACCAUCUACUUGGCUAGAUGCAGGUGCCCAAGUCUUUUACGCGUUUAGUUUGGCAUGGGGAGGUCUCAUCUCCUUCUCAAGCUACAACCCUGUUCACAACAACUGCAUGCAGGAUGCUGUGAUCCUGUCUUUCAUAACUGGCUGCACCUCAGUCUAUGCUGCUGCAGUUACCUACACCAUCAUUGGCUUCAGGGCCACAGAGAAAUAUGACCAGUGUAUCAGUGAAAACAUAAUAACUUUAUUAAAUGGAUUCAAUCUUCCUGAAGACAGCAUCAUUCAAAGCAACUACGAGGAAGCCUUCAAUCAUCUGAACAGUUCCUAUCCAGAUACUGUCCUUGGAUUGAAUCUUAAAACCUGUGACAUGCAAAAACUACUCAGUGAGGGAGUGGAGGGAACAGGUCUGGCCUUCAUUGUUUUCACAGAGGCCAUCACCAAGAUGCCUGGUUCCCCGAUUUGGUCUGUCCUCUUUUUCAUCAUGCUUCUCUGCUUGGGGCUCUCAACCCUGUUUGGAAACAUUGAGGGAGUGGUGGUUCCCUUGAAAGACCUGAAGGUUUUACCUCAACAUUGGCCACAAGAAGCACUGACUGGAAUAACAUGUGCUAUUGCCUUCGUCCUCUCCCUCAUAUUUGCGCAGCAUUCAGGGAUUUACUGGCUAACUCUCUUUGAUAACUUUGCUGGAUCUGUUCCACUACUGUGCAUUGGAUUGUUUGAGAUGAUAUCUAUUGCAUAUAUCUAUGGCAUAGACAGAUUCAAUGAGGACAUAGAGUUCAUGACAGGAUCCAAACCCAACAUCUACUGGCAGGUUACGUGGAGGUUCUUAAGUCCCCUAAUCAUCCUGGUUAUCUUAGUUUUCUACAUGGUGACAACAGUCCAAGAAGAACUCACCUAUUUAGUCUGGGAUCCAAACUCUGAAAAGUUCCCAUCUCUAGCAUCAGUACCGUACCCUUCAUGGAUCAGUGCAGUCAUCUUUGUUUUGGCUGGAAUCCCCAGUCUGGCAGUGCCUGGGUAUGCAUUAUGUAGACUGAGACGAAAGUGUUAUAAGUGUUAA
Scomber japonicus (chub mackerel) is the source of this 1836-nucleotide messenger RNA. RefSeq names its product sodium-dependent neutral amino acid transporter B(0)AT1-like. The transcript has 12 exons. The coding region runs from base 1 to 1836 and encodes 611 amino acids. Gene Ontology annotation, biological process: sodium ion transmembrane transport. NCBI's taxonomy places the organism in Eukaryota, Metazoa, Chordata, Actinopteri, Scombriformes, Scombridae. Gene Ontology annotation, cellular component: membrane. The record is from RefSeq and is a predicted model, not a curated record.